Molecule: messenger RNA, 2097 nt
Organism: Fragaria vesca subsp. vesca
Lineage: Eukaryota; Viridiplantae; Streptophyta; Magnoliopsida; Rosales; Rosaceae
Product: TGACG-sequence-specific DNA-binding protein TGA-2.1-like
Exons: 12
Coding region: 307-1938 (543 amino acids)
Biological process (GO): DNA-templated transcription; regulation of DNA-templated transcription
Molecular function (GO): sequence-specific DNA binding; DNA-binding transcription factor activity
Source: RefSeq, a predicted model, not a curated record
GAGAGACAUAAAUGAGAGAGAAGGACUGGGGUACCCUCUGAGAUUAUAUACUUCGACAAGAAAGCUAAGCUCUCAAGUUCAAAGCCCUUUUGAUCUUUUGCUGCUUUUCUUUGGGUUUAUGUCUCUUUCAUUUUCCAAGCUCUAUCUUUUCUUCAUAUAGAGUUUGGCCUAAGAAUCUCAAAGCCAAAGAGAAUUGAUCGAGGUAAACAGAGAAGAAGUGAAAUUCCUCUGUUUCUUCUAGUUAACUGAGCAACAAAAAAAAAUCAGGUUAACUGGUAGCUAGCUAGCUUUGUGUUGUUGUUAUUCAUGGCUUUCAUUUCUGCUACAUGUCCCGAUUCCAGCUUCUUCUUGGAGUACAAAGAUGAAAAUGGUCUGCUGAGAAAGUCUUGCAUGGCGGCGAGUCACAGAGUUGUUGGAGAUACAGGUCUUUCAGACUCGGGUCCUUCUUCUUCGAAUCACCAUGUUCCUUAUGCUACUGUUCUUCAUGGAAUUAAUGCUCCUUCCACAAGUUUCCUAAAUCAAGAAGGAUCUACUUUUGAUUUUGGAGAGCUAGAAGAAGCAAUUGCUCGUCAAGUUAGAAAUGAAGAAGCUCAAGCACCUUUAUUCACAGGAAGACCUGCAGCAACUCUGGAAAUGUUCCCUUCUUGGCCAAUGAGAUACCACCAAACCCCAAGAGGGAGUUCAAAGUCAGCAGGAGGGGAGAGCACAGACUCAGGAUCACAGGUGAACACCACCACUCUUACAAGCAAAGGAGAUCAGACCCAGGUGGAGCCAGAAUCCCCCAUAAGUAAAUUAGCAUCUUCUUCAAACCAUCAUCAUCAUCAGCACCAGGCUUUGGAUCAGAAUCAUCUACAGUUCCAGCAGCAGCUACAGCAAGACAUGGCAAUUAGUGACACCACAAGAGCUACUACAGUAGCAACAGGAGCAGCAGAAGCAUCAAAAGGCCAGUCAGCUCCAAAACCAAAUCAUGAAAAGAGGAAGGGAGCUGGUUCUACCUCAGAGAACAGACAGCUUGAUGCUAAGACUCUGAGGCGCUUAGCUCAAAAUCGAGAAGCUGCGAGAAAGAGCCGCCUGAGGAAAAAGGCUUAUGUGCAACAGCUAGAAUCAAGUAGGAUCAAGCUCACACAGCUUGAACAAGAUCUUCAAAGAGCUCGUGCUCAGGGAUUGUUGAUGGGUGGCUGUGGCGGUGGAUUUGGCAAUAUCAGCUCAGCUGCUGCAAUAUUUGAUAUGGAAUAUGCAAGAUGGCUAGAAGACGACCACCGUCACAUGUCGGAGUUGCGAACCGGACUGCAGGCACAUUUGUCGGACAACGAUCUCCGAAUCGUUGUGGAUGGCUACAUUUCUCAUUAUGAUGAGAUUUUCCAGCUCAAAGGAGUGGCUGCUAAGUCUGAUGUGUUCCAUCUCAUAACUGGGUUGUGGGCGUCUCAAGCUGAGCGUUGCUUCCUCUGGAUGGGUGGCUUUAGACCUUCUGACCUCAUCAAGAUGUUGACACAACAGUUAGACCCAAUAACUGAACAGCAAGUGAUGGGGAUAUGCAGCCUCCAACAUUCAUCACAACAGGCUGAAGAGGCUCUCACCCAAGGCCUAGACCAGCUUCAUCAGUCUCUCAUCGACACCAUCGCCGGUGGACCAGUCAUAGACGGCAUGCAACAGAUGGCCGUGGCUCUGGGCAAGCUCACUAAUCUUGAUGGCUUUGUUCGACAGGCUGAUAAUUUGAGACAGCAAACCCUUCACCAGCUGCGCCGGAUAUUGACAGUUCGCCAAGCAGCGCGGUGCUUUCUGGUAAUCGGCGAGUACUAUGGAAGAUUGAGAGCACUUAGUUCUCUUUGGGCAUCAAGACCACGAGAGAGCAUGAUGAGUGACGAUAACUCGUGCCAAACAACGACGGACUUGCAAAUGGUUCAUCAGCCUUCUCAAAAUCACUUCUCAUCCUUCUGAUCAUCAAUUAGUUAUGAUUCAAAAAUUAAGGAUGUAUGAAUGUACGUAUGUAGUAGCUAGCUAGCCAGCUAGAGAGAUCGAUCGAGAGAGCUAGCUGCCUCUCUCUCUCUGUAUUAUGGAAUGAAUUAAGUCUAUUGAUUUAAAAGAGAUAUUUAGGAC